Molecule: messenger RNA, 894 nt
Organism: Lytechinus variegatus (green sea urchin)
Lineage: Eukaryota; Metazoa; Echinodermata; Echinoidea; Temnopleuroida; Toxopneustidae
Product: cystatin-A2-like
Exons: 3
Coding region: 125-568 (147 amino acids)
Cellular component (GO): cytosol
Molecular function (GO): cysteine-type endopeptidase inhibitor activity
Source: RefSeq, a predicted model, not a curated record
CACGAAAACAAACAUCUCUCAAGUCAAAUAAUAUAAUUCCUGUUCGAAGUCGAAGAAACACAGACAAUAAAGCCCAACUAGGUCAACGUUUCAUUUCCGAGUUUCAGUGAAGAAUAUUCGUGCAAUGACCACCACAUCGAACGACUCUUUAUUUCGAUCUUCUUUCUAUCAUAUCACAGCGAACAAGCUGGUGUUGUUGGGGGUUCUAUUGCUUGGAAUCAUCGGGGCAGCUAUGGCGGAACAGAAGCGAGUGGGUGGGAUGACAGGCGUGACGUCGCUUGAAAAUGGUUUAGUUAGCGCCGAAGAUAAGAAUCUAAUUCAGGGAUUGCUUGAUAAGGUAAGGCCCGAUGCAGAGCUAAAGGCAGGAAGGAAAUUUGAUGAAUUGACACCUGUAGCAUAUGCAACCCAACUUGUGAAUGGAGUCAACUAUUUCAUAAAGGCCAACACCGGUGGCACAGGUGACAAAAGAUAUGUCGUCAUUCGCCUGCACAAGUCAUUCCGUGAUGAUGUGACUUUCCACAGUAUCCAAGUGGAUAAGACAGAGGCGGAUCCUAUUACAUAUUUCUAGAUUCUUCAAUUAUAUUCUUCAUUUAUAUUCGGACUCAUCAAUAUCUCCAGCAUGUUUUAAAUAGCAACAAACUUCCAUUGCCUAAAUAAAAAAUUAUUAACAAUAUGCUGUCAGUAUGUUAAUAAGCAUUGCACAACACACAUUUAAAAAACAUAUUGAAUCUUUUUCCAUUGAAUUAUGGCCAUCAUAUGGUUAUAUUAAGCAGUAGUAAAAAGCAAGAUUUAUUGCUGAGAAGUUUUUAUGUGAAUCUGUUGUAUGGUUUUUCAAAAUAUUCCUAUAUCUGUGUUGUAUUAUUUAAAUUAUUAUAUUGGGUGAUUUCCUUCAAA